AUGGCGGAGUAUUGGAAGUCUCAAGCAAAGAAGUUUUGUGAGAUUUGUAAAGUAUGGUUUGCGGAUAACAAAGCCUCGAUUGAUAAUCAUGAAAUGGGACAGAAACACAAAGCCAUGGUCCAGCAAAGGCUACGAGAGAUGGGACAGAAGUCCAAGCAAAAGGAUAAGGAUGUAAGGCUAUGUUUUAAUACAGUAAAUUAAAGUACCAUACAGUAUAGAAUAGUGUAAUAGGGAAUAUUCAAGUUAUUGACAGAGAUGGGCUUUUGAAGCUUUGAUUCUGUUCGAAUAGGUUAAACUUCAAACUCUAACCUUGGAGUAGCUAGAUCAGUAGUUAAACUAAUUUCUGGUUGGCACAUUAUAACGAGGGUGGUACACUAACUAGGGUCAUAAAAAAAAGAGGUUUGAUUGUAUUUUACAUUAUUUAUUAUUGUUCACUUUCCAGACAGCCAAUUUGAAUGCUACCUUAGUGGCCAUGGAAGCUGCCGCGUUAGCAGCAAUGAAACGAGACGGCCAAUCCAUACCGUCAAAUAUGGCUCCACCAACUGUAGGCCUGCCAACUACUUCAGCACCACCAGUACCGAGUGGCAGUACUAAAAGAAAAGCCGAGAAGGUAGACCCAAAAGAAGAACUGAAAGAACGGAAAAAGAAAUGGAAGGAGUUGAAGAAGAGCUCAAAGACUUCUGAAUUCUGGAAUCGAGACCAAGAAGACGAGGUUAUUGAGUGGGUUCAGGCUGAAGCGGAAGGAGGAUUCUACUACUGGAACAUCUUUUCUGGAGGUAUGGAGGGCGCCAUUACUUACGCAUCAACAUUAAAUCGCGAUGUUUAUUUUGUAUAUGGGAAAAAAUAUUGAAUUCUAGUACUUUUUGAUCUUUGUCACUUACAAUUUAACUUUCAGAAACCGUCUGGGAAGUGCCGUCAGUCUUCUACACAACUGAAGAGUACAGUCAGAACUAUGAAAAGGUACAACAACAAAUAGAAGACGAAAAGAACAGGCUAAAAGAAGAGGCGGAAAAGAAAAAGAAAGAAGCCGAGAAUGAAGAAGCAAUGAAAGCAUACAACGAACAGUACCAACAGUACUGUCAACAAUGGUACCAAUAUCAACAACAGCUACAGACUAAUCAGCCACCUCCUCCGCCGCCAGCUGAAGGAAGCGUUACUGUAACGAGUGGAGAAAUUGGUACUGGAACAAAUGCAGUUUACAGUACUGGAACAGGGGGACCAUAUAAUACCGUGAAAAGUGGAAACAGUGGUACUGUAACACCUUCAGAAGGCAUAAAUAAGGCUAUUAGUAUGAGGAUUGCUAGAAAUAUGAAUACGAUGAAGUCAGAUGUACUAGAAGAGUUUAGAGAUGGUACAGAUGGUGUAGAACAUGAUAAAGUUGACAAAGAAGGUAAGUAUGGUGCAGUGAAUAAAGUUUAUGAUUAUAUAGGUAAUAAUGAGGCUUAUUUAGGUAGUAAUGAAGCUACAGAAUCAGGAUUAGAUGAAAUUAAAAUUCAUAACAAAAGCGAGCUAAAGCCAGAAUGUACAGUAUACCAACCAUUGACAGAAGAAGAAAAAGAACCUUCAAAACGAUCAGCAGCCGGGUUAGGGAAGUGGACUACCAUAGUCAAAGAGCCGGAGGUACCCAAGACACUAGAGUUGGAGCAACAAGAUAAGUAAGUGACGGAGGAUUUAUAUUAGACUUGGUCUUUAAAAGCUGUCUUUUAUUAUACUAUAAUAUACUACUCUACAUGUUUAUAAAGCUUCAUAAAUAUUUGGGCAGUUUAAUAUAAUUUUUUUCAGAGUAGUAUACGAUGAUCUACCAGAACAACAGAUCAAAACUCAACUCGACUUUGAUGUUGAUGAAGAUCCAUCUGAAACCAAAUUCUCAGAAAAGGUAUUACCUGUAAAAUCGACCAAAAAGUCGUCAAAAGAAGUUGUCUUUAAAAAACGAACGGCUUCGAAUCGGAAUCAGCGACGUACUACUGGGGCUGAUCUCUAA
Molecule: messenger RNA, 1981 nt
Organism: Bursaphelenchus okinawaensis
Lineage: Eukaryota; Metazoa; Nematoda; Chromadorea; Rhabditida; Aphelenchoididae
Source: the annotation of a GenBank genome assembly